AUGCCGACCAAACGAUUUCUCGGCCUCAAUGGCACCCAGCUUCAGGUCGCUAUCGGUGUCCUGGCUGGUAUGGAUUUCUUGCUUUUCGGUUACGAUCAAGGCGUGACUGGUGGCCUUCUUACUCUCGACUCUUUCAGAAAAUACUUCCCCACGAUUGAUACUACGGCAGCUCACACCGAUGGCUGGUCAGCUGCGGCUAAAUCCAAUCAGUCAACUCGCCAGGGCAUCACCGUCGCUGCGUACAACUUGGGAUGUUUCGCCGGAUCUAUUCCCACAAUCUGGGUUGGUAACAUGCUGGGUCGCCGCAAGGCUAUCUUCCUCGGUUCAUUCAUUAUGUGCAUCGGCGCGAUCCUGCAAUGUACAUCUUACGAGCUCGCCCAGCUCGUCGUUGGUCGUCUGGUCACUGGUUUUGGAAACGGUAUCAACACAUCUACAGUCCCCACCUGGCAAUCCGAAUGCUGCAAGUCCCACCGACGAGGUCAACUGGUCAUGAUUGAGGGUGCUAUGAUCACCUGUGGUAUCACCAUUAGUUAUUGGAUCGAUUUCGGUCUACUAUUCGCCGAUCCCAAUGAGGUCGCUUGGCGUUUCCCGCUCGCUUUCCAGAUCUUCUUCGCUGCCAUCAUCUUGGCUUUCGUCAUGUUCCUCCCCGAGUCUCCCCGUUGGCUUAUUUUGAAGGGUCGCGAGGACGAGGCCCGUGAGGUUUUAGCGUGCUUGAUGGGUGAUGAUACCGAUGAAGUCUUCAUUGACACCGAGUUUAUCGCUAUUAAAGCUACUGUCCUCGAGAUGGCCAAGGGAUCAUUCCGCGAUAUGUUUACCAUGGGCCCUGAUCGUCACUUCCACCGUACCAUGCUUGCCUACGUCAACCAGAUGUUCCAGCAGAUCUCCGGUAUCAACUUGAUCACCUAUUAUAUCCCUACUAUUAUCGAGGAGCAAAUUGGUCUCAGUGGAAUUAACUCACGUCUUAUUGCUGCCUGCAACGGAACUGAGUACUUUGCCGCCUCCUGGGUCGCUGUGUUCACUAUUGAGAAAUUCGGUCGUCGCUCGCUUAUGCUCUUCGGUGCUGUUGGCAUGUCAGUUUCUAUGGCUGUCCUGGCCAUCAGCGAUUCAAUCUCGUCUUCCAACAAGGGUAAUUCUACAGGUGUCGCUGCCGGUAUCGCCCAGACGAUUGUUCCUCUCAAGAUCCGUGCACCGGCCAAUGCUCUUUCAACUUCAUCCAACUGGAUCUGGAAUUUCAUGGUCGUCAUGAUCACACCAGUUGCUUUCAGCACUAUCGGCUACAAGACCUAUGUCAUCUUCGCUGUUAUUAACGCCGCAAUUGUGCCUGUUGUGUACUUCUUCUUCCCAGAGACUACCAUGCGCUCCCUGGAGGAGAUGGAUCGUAUCUUCCACAAGACUACAAACGUUUUCGACGUCGUUCAUAUUGCCCGUACCGAACCUCACAUGUACGGCCCCAACGGUGAACUUCUUCGUACUCUGGAUGAUGUCGAGGAUGAUGCAGUUCGUCGUGCAAGUGUUCUUUCCAACCCGAACAACAAGAAUAUUGCCCGGACUCACCGCGAACAUGCCGAGAAAGAUAGCGACGACAAUACAGCAACUAGCGAGGAGAAAUAA
Penicillium manginii is the source of this 1611-nucleotide messenger RNA. RefSeq lists its product as uncharacterized. The record is from RefSeq and is a predicted model, not a curated record. The coding region runs from base 1 to 1611 and encodes 536 amino acids. NCBI's taxonomy places the organism in Eukaryota, Fungi, Ascomycota, Eurotiomycetes, Eurotiales, Aspergillaceae. The transcript has 3 exons. Gene Ontology annotation, biological process: carbohydrate transport; transmembrane transport. Gene Ontology annotation, molecular function: carbohydrate:proton symporter activity. Gene Ontology annotation, cellular component: membrane.